AUGCAGAAUGCCAUAGGGGGAGUGGUGACCCGAGCUGCAAAGGAUCUAGCAACAUGGGCGGCCGAAGCCAAUCCUCACGCAACUUGGCACGGCCGCCGUGCAGUUGAGCUUGGUGCUGGCUGCUGCCUCGUAAGCAGCGCUCUCAUGAAGCUUGGUGCCAGUGUUAUUGCAACGGACUUGCCAGAGCUGCUGCCCCACAUGGAGUAUAAUCUGCAGCUGAAUCAGGAAGGUCCACCAGCCCGAGGAAGCUGGCGUGCUGAACCACUCAACUGGGAUAGCGCAGAGGAGCGGGAUAGGCUCGCUGCAAUGCUGGGUGCCGAUGGUGCCGACGCGAUAUUUGCAGCCAACUGUGUGUAUGGUCGGGACACUGUGAACAUGUUCCUUACCACAAUGCUGGCCUUGUCCGGGAAGCAAACACUGGCCUUGAUGUGUGGAGUGCCAAUUCCGCCUGCAGCCCUGGCAGCUGAAGAAAUCAGCAUCCUUGAUGAGUUUCUUGCUGCCUGUCCACGUUUCUUCGACUCCUACCUGUUGAAGGUCCCCGGUGGUGUCGAAAACGCAGGGGUUGCUCGUCCACAGGACUCCCCGCUGGCAGCUGAGCUGGGCAAACCACAUGGGCUCCCUGCAGCAGCGCUGGCAGACGGAAUUUGGCUCUUCAAGCUGCCAGGGGAGCAGUGCCCUCACUGGGCAAGGCCAGCACUCACGAUUCCUUAUGGGACAAAUUUGCCGACAGUCACGUCGAGGAGCUGGUGA
Messenger RNA from Symbiodinium pilosum, 750 nucleotides. Lineage: Eukaryota; Dinophyceae; Suessiales; Symbiodiniaceae. The record is from the annotation of a GenBank genome assembly.